Molecule: messenger RNA, 15978 nt
Organism: Cinara cedri
Lineage: Eukaryota; Metazoa; Arthropoda; Insecta; Hemiptera; Aphididae
Source: the annotation of a GenBank genome assembly
GGCGCGUGGUGGAAAGUAGGACGAAGGUUAUAAUUGUAUUCGCACGACGACGGUUUCUGGCAAACCGACUCAAACCUUCGACAGUGAAAGUGUUUUUUUUUCCGUCCAUCUGCCGACUAUUAUAGGUAUAAUAUAUCCGUGAAGUUCCCAGUAUCGCGUAUAGUCACUAACGGUUUUUUCCCUCUAUCCGUUUAGGUCCAGAAAGUCAUCGGCCGACAAACGCCUGUAACGCCGUUUUAACCGUAAGUUAUCUGUCGUUUUUUUUCAACUAAUACUCGUUAAAAAUUAAAUGUAUAUAAUAUGGUUAAAAACCUAUCGCAGCAGAAAUAUUUUGAUGUGAACCAAAUGAUUAAACAAAAAAAUAUUAGGUUCGUUAGAAAAGGGAUUGGCAACAAUUAACGAUUUCUCCGAUGAGUUUUAUAUGUGCUGUAUAUUAAAAUGCAGUAAAUGACAAUGUUGGUCGUUUUUAUAUUAUUAAGCGGUUGAAAAAAAAUAAAAUAAAAAUGUUUGCAUUUAAUUUCUGUUUGGUUUGAUAGUGAAUACUAUUGAUCAAUGACCGCUUAAUACAGUAAAAUAAGAAAAUUAAAAUGUUUUCUUUGUGCAUUUUUUUAAUCUGUUAUACGUUGAUCCUAAUCACGAGACAAUAUUGAUUAAUAAUAAUAAUAAUAAUAAUAAUAAUAAAACAAAAAAAACCAAAUAUAAAUUGAAUUACAGAAAUGUGUAUAUUUUUGCACGCCGCCACCGGGUCAGAUUGUAACGACGCGAAGAGGGAUAUUAUUCGUGAUCAUGAUGUAUGAAAGUACAGAAUCUGUGUUAUUAUCGCCUAUUACCGCGUGUGCAAUCAAACACAACCGUACGCGAAUUCCGGAAUUUUUUAUUAUUUCGGCACGUUUAAAGAGUACCUAUGUGGCCGUUCACAUUCGUACAUUAUAUAACAAUUGCCGAAUUAUUACGAUUUAGCUUACGGAUCUUACGUAGAACGAACGUAAUGAAUUUGAUCGUACUGCUGAAGACCCUUGCUGUUCCGUAUAGGAUAUCUGCGUGCAGCACACGAGAAGAAACCUGUUGUUGUCUAACAGGAUGCCCGUGCGAUGAAACGGUGCAUGUCUAUUUGUGAGUAAUUACUUUUGUUUUUGGUUCAGUACGUUCGAAAAAAUCAUUUUUGCAUUUGAUUAUAGCCGCGAUCAUUGUGCGGAUUCAUCGUUACGUUACACACUGAAAUUGCGACCGUAAUGACCUUUUUAGACUAAACUGCAGUGGCCACUAGUAGCUAUCUAUACUUACUCGAUUCUUAUAUUAUGUAAGCAAUAAUUGUGUACAAGAAAUAAUAUUAAUACCUACGCCCUAAAUAAUAUAGGUGUUUACGUUUUGUGAUUGCGUAAAGAAAAAAAAAACACGUUUAAAUUUCAUUCCUACAGUUGUUGUCGUGUUUGCAAAUCAAAACUAAUAAUUCAUGACUGUGAAAUAUAUGUUAUUUGUGUUUAUUUCGUUAUAUAAUAAGACGAAGCUAUAUAACAGAUGCACUGCGAUGCAAUAUCGUUUAUAUCUGCUAUCGUGUGCAAACGAAUUACAUUAUUUUUAUUCACAGAGUGUACACAUUUUAGCACAGUCGAAUAUUACAAUCGUUUUAAAGUGGGACUGGGUCAACGAGGUACCAAAAUAGGCAGCUGCCUAGUGCGGCGAACCUUUGGGAGCUGCACAAUUUAUUGGGAUAUUAUGCGUGACGAAUUGUAUAUAAUAUAUACUAUUGAUGGAGUGGCUAACAUUACCGAGGUAGCUGAAAAUAUAUUGAACGGAAAAAUAAAAAAUAAAACGUAUCUCCUAGUGAUUUCCCCGUUUACACCCUUAACACAGACAAUUAUCGUUGUCCGGUAUUUAAUGUUUUUUGAAUAGUACUAUCUUGACCACGACAACCGAUUGUUAUUGAUAUGAACGUUUAGAUUAACUGGAAAAAUGGACUUUAAAAAGACGGACAUAUUUCGCACGAUGGAUGGGCCACUGUUGUACGUGAGAAGAUGGAAAGAUAGGAUAUAGAUGAAAAUUUAAUGCAUAUUAAAUAACUAACGAUUAAUUAUUGAUAACGAAACACGAUUUUGAGCAGAGUUAAAUUAAUAAUAUUGCUUAGUAAUAUUUAUUUAAAAAUUAGGCCAUAAUAUAUUCCACAAAUUUCAUAGAAAUUUGAUAUUAAAAUUCUUAUAUAUAUAUAUAUAAAAAAUUCUACAUUAAACUUAAUUUUUUCUUUGAUCACAAUGUACGACUUAUAUUUGAACCACCUAUUAAAUGUUCUGGAAUUUCUGUUUGUUCUAACAAUUUUAUCCACGGACUAUUAUACCGAACAAAAAUUAUGUAAAAAAACCCCAUAAAAUUAAAAUGUUUAUAAAAUGCUCGAAAAUGGCUACAAUGUUUUGAAAAUUUUACCACAUCUAGAAAAGCCAAAUAUAAAUUUUAUGUCCAACUUCAAGUAUUUUAACUGAACCAAAACAAAAGAAAACAGAACCCAAACAAUUUAAAACAUUAUACGAAACUAAUUAAUUUGGUAAAUUUGUCCGUUUUCCUACGUUUAUUCCUGUUUUUCUCAUUCUAUAUGAAAACAGCCGGGAAAAUCAAACAAUUAACUGUUUAAAGUAUUACCCCAGUACAAUUUUCUGUCAGAAAAAGUGCUAUAAUUCAAAAUGGGAGUAAAUUUUAAAUACAUUCCUCGCUCCGCUCAGAAUCUAAAUAAUUACGUUGCAUUUUUUUUUCUAUUAAAUAUAACUUAUAAUAUAUCUCCUGUUAAAUUUUCAAGCAUUUUUGUUUAGUCAAACAGUUUUAUUCACAGUUUGCCUACUGAAUAAAAAUAAAAUAAAAACUCGAAAAAUUAAAAUUUCUAUAAAUAGCUCAAAUAUUUUGAAUAUUCUAACACGUCUAGAAAAGGUAAACACAAGUUUCUACGAAUAUUUUUAACUGAAUCACAACAAAAAAUCAAAAUUGAAAAUAGCACAUUUUGUAAUUUUAGAUUCCGAGCGUAGCAAGGGCCCUAUUGGUUUUACAAUGUUAUUUAUUUUUUUUCUUUGUUUUAGUCUAUAGACACGUUUUUUCCUAGUUAACUUGCUCCGUUUUUUCCCCGUUACUUCUUAUAUCAUGAAAAUCCUAGGAAAAAAAAAAAAAAAACUACUUUAAAGUACCUCCCAGUCGGAAAAUGAUCUUUCUGUAGAACAGUUUCUAAUUGGUGUACACAGCAAUUUUAAAUGCCCUCUAAAAUGCAGGCAUUUAUUUAUAAAUGACGGUUUCAAAUCAUUGAGAUACUCCUUUUGUAGUCAAGCAAAUAAUUGGAAGCGUCCAAUACAUUUAUUUAUUGUCUAUAGAUCCACCACAGAUAUAAAACAGCUAUUGAGUUCAAUUCAAUAUUAUUAUUAACCAUUCCCAAAAAUCUGCCGAUCGGUGCAAUCGUACCCAUUUCACCCCAUUAAAUGUGGCCUUGAGUGUACUCACAAUCAAAAGUUAUAUGAUAUCGAUUAUGGGCACCGGGUUUUCAAAAUUACAUGUGGCGCUCAAAAUUCUAAAAAUAUUAAAGAAUUGCAUUAAACUAUAAGGUCUAUUUUAUUAAAUUGUAGUACUGUUAUACAUAAAGUUUAACGUGUUUUUUGGCACAGGACAAACGUCCAACAAUUGUAGUGCAAUUCUUCUUAAUGCAGAAUGGUUCGGAAACCUAAUUAUAUAAUAUAAACGUAUUUAUGUAUUGUUAUAUUGACCUAUGGAAUGGGUUCCUAAUAUUUAUCGUACAAUUGUUGAAGUAUUUUAUCAGUAAAAAACAUUUAGACUCUACAUUUUAAAAGGCUAAACGUAAAUGAAACAAAAUGAAUAAAGGAAACGGAGAAACAACUCGACGUCCCAUUUUUUAUCUGAACAUUAACCCCAGAAGGAAACUGUAAAUAUACCAUUAGCGACUAUACAGUUUAUCGCAAUCGAACGAAUUUCCAGCUGACCACACAAUCCAUUUUAUCGUCACGUUGUAUCUACAAGUGAUAUUAUGACGUUACUGCAGAUGUAAUUUGCUGUAAAUUAAAAAAAAAAAAAAGUAAACACAAUAACACAAUAAUAUUAUCAUGCGGCGGCCGUUACGCAAAAAUACGAUAAUAGCGCGACGACAACGAGAUGUGAAGGACGGAACAGUUAUUAUAAUAUUGUUUGCAAUUUCGUUUGCUUGCAAAAUGUCCAGUAAAUUAAAAGAGAAAAACCUCUAUCUAAAGGAAUUAGGUGCGAUUUUGAUUAAAAUGAUCUUUGAUACUUUGAUAUAGCAACUCCGCCGUAUUUGCGUACAAGGUCGUCUGGAAAUUCACACUGGGUGUGUUUCCAAAUUCAAACAAUCCGUAUAAUAUUGAAUGCUCCGUCGCCUCCUCCCGCCAUAAACAGAACAUAAUAUACUAUAAACAUUGUCAUUUCGUACAAAAAGAAAACCAGACUUAACCUAUAAAAUUCGAUUUAAUAAUACAUACAAUAGCACAAAUGGACAUAGUGGAUUGUCGUGGACCGCGUACAGUUUUAUGAGUUUUUCAAUCGUGCCCUGUUGUAUAUUCAAAAUACAUUCGGAACAAGAGGGAGAGGCCCAAUCUAACGGCUAGCGUAAUAUUUGUGAAAAUUAGCCACCCAAAAUUGAACAAAAAAAAAAAAAAAACCAGAUAGACCAAAAUAUUAAUAAUUCCGUUUUUGUACUGCUCUUCGGCGAAACGUGGAUUAUACAAACUAAGAUUUUUCCGGUUCCUAUCACGGGUGGUGAUUCCGAGCAUUAUACGAGAAUCGAAUAGACUUUGUGAACGGAUCUGAUGGGAAAAAACUGGAAAGAAAUUCGUUUACCGAAACGAACGACCGUGGAUCAUGCCCGGGUUUUCGCCGUCUUCCGACGAACCAGGAAUAACAGUUGAAAUAUAAUGUAUAAUUAUUUUACAAAUCGUCGAACAAUGUCUACGGGGUUAGCCGUCCGAGCUGGACCCGAUAUUUUUUGAAGUACUGUGCGAGUACUAUGCGCGCAGUAUUCUACUCGGGCCUGUACGGCAAUAAUGAUGAACGGCCGAAGUUGUAAAGCCGUCGGCGGCCUGCGGCGAUGGUAUUGCGACCGCGUAUCGCCAAUUUCCUAAACGGGCGAACAAGGAACGGCCGUCCGUCUAAACGGGUGACGGCGGGAUGUACGGUAACCGUUUACAGGAAUUUCAAGCAUUCGUUUCGGGACGGGACCGCCUGACCGGAAACUAUGCGCCGCCGUCAACCGAUGUAUUAUUAAAUCGGCACGUGCGACAAUUUGAUUUAUUUGGAGUCGUGACUAUUAUGAUACCGCAAUAAUAAUAACGGUAUAUAGCCGUCGGGCGCGCGAAAACAAAAGGCGCCGCCGUCGCCCGGAGUCGCUGUCAAUGUGUCAAAACGUCGUUUCGGCCGUCGCCGCACGACAACGCGGACCGCGAACGGCCGGCGCGCAUUAUCAUUUUGUAUUAUUUUAUCGAAAAUAAACUUUAGUAUUUAACGGUAGGUAGGUCGUGGGUACGACGUCAUCGUUUUUCGAGCCCGAAACUUCGGUGUACCCGAAAUUUCGUGACGUAAAUAUAUGUCGUUUUGAAAACAACAAGGUUCGUCAAGCGGAAUAAGAAUUUCGACGAUUGCAUUGUUGUUUAUCAGAGAUCGGCAUUUUUCGUGUUAGAAAUUCGUCGAAAUAAGCAAAAAAAAAAAAAAAAAAAAAAAACAAACUCCCAGUCCUAGGAUAAUGGAGACGGGUGCAGCCACUGCUGUAGGCAAUUUAUUAUAUAUCUGUAAGCAACGAUAAGAAAUUUCUAACGAAAAAACAAUUCUGAGCACAGUUUAGUUGAUAAUGAUGCUUUGACAAACAAUAUAUAUGUCAUGUAUUAUGAUAAAAUAAUUAAUUAGGCGUUCUAUGUUUUCAUUAAUAAUAUUUGUUUAAUAUUGCGAUUAAAAUAGUCCGAGUGGGCGAUAGCUUCGGUUUCUAGGUACAUUUAUUUGUUUUUUUCUUGUUUAGGUAAAACUAGGGAAAAAAUGCAAAAAAUUUAGUUCGAAAACUGGGUUUGAAAUCGUGAUCCCUAGGAUGUGGGCCACAUGUCGCCCUGAUUCACGACAAAAAUUCUUUAAUAAUACAAUAUAGAGUUAUUUAACAUGUCAUAUAAUAUCCGCAUAACUUCAAGAAGAUAUAAUUUCGAAAUUUAGACAGUCCGCUCAAUUCUGACUUCACCAUUGUUCUUAAAUCGGUAAUAUACAAAUAUUCAAAAAAAAAAAAAAAAAUUGAAAAAUUAAAUUAGUUGAAUUUUUUACAUAACGGUUUUCGUUAAAAUUUUAUUUUUUAUUAUAAAAAAUUAUUACACCAAACUAAUUUUAUUUUUUACCACAAAUUAAUACUUUUAAUAAACCUCCCGUUAAAUUUUCACUCAUUUCUGUUUAGUCCAAUAAUUUAUCCACACUUACGAAAUAAAAAUUAUGCAUAAACUCGCAAAAUUAAAAUGUCUAUGAGUAGCUCAUAAAUGGUUCUAAUAUUUUUAAAAUUUGAUCAUUUCUAGAAAAAUCAAACAUAAGUUUUCUGUCUAAAUUUCAAAUCUUUACGAAUAUUGUUAAGUGAAUUUCAACUAAUAACAAAAUUGAACAAAUAAUAAAAGUAUUAUGUUCGUAAAUUUCGCGUUUUUCUUACUUUUUUCUUUUACUGGAAAAACUGCCAGGAAAAUCAAACAAUUGCUUAAGUACAACUACAAGAAAAUUUACUUUCAGAAAAAGGUUUGCAUCAUAUAUAUCGGAGUAAGAUUUCUGGUAGAAGUUUUGUACACAGGAUAAAAAAAAAAAAUUAAACAUCUUUGUAAAACCAAUACAUUUUUCGUUACACUUAGAAUCUAAAAUAUUAUAAAAAAUAAAAAUAGGCGGACAGUUGAGAAGACAGGACGUAUAGAAUAAUUGAAUUUAUAAUUGUAUAUAAAAACUGAAAAAGUUGUGUCUAAGGAUAAUGGGGACGGGCGCAGCCAUUGUGAGAAGUUGGGAAGGUAGUAGAAGGGAAAUUUAAUAUAUAUAUCUGUAGGCAAAGAUUAACCGUUGUAUACGAAAAAAAUAUUAAACAAUAUAUAUUUUUGAAUUUCAGUUCUAUCACACACAUUUAGAACAUAGACAAAUAUAAUUUAAAUAAAGUGACACAAAACUACCAAAAAUUAAAAAAUUAGACCUUUCUAAAUUCAAAUUUUAGAUUCUGAGCGUGGGUAUGUAUUGGUUUUACAAUGAUGUUUAUUUUUUAUUUUUUCUUUCCUGUGUAUAACUUUUUUAUCAGAAAUUUCGCUCCAAUUUAAAUUUGUCUAAAAGGAGUGAUACUUUAUGAAGGCCAUUUUUUUGAUUUUCCUUGCUGUUUUCAUAAUAAAUGGGAAAAAACACGGGAAACCGGGAAAAUAGGUAUAAUAUUAAACAAAUAUUAUUAUAAAGGAAAUAUAUAAUGUAUAUAUAAUUAUUUUACCAUGGCAUGACAUAUUGUUAACAAAGUAACACUACUAACUAAACUCCGCUUAGAAUCGUUUUUCUUUAACAAUGAUAAAUCGUUGUAUACAGAUUUACAUUCAAUUCCUCCCCCCCUACCUUCUUAACUUUUCACCUACAACAGUGGUUCACCCACGUGUGAAGUAAGUCUGUCUUUAUAACUUUAAUCGCUGCGGCAUAGCAUACUGUACAGCAAUACGACACUGCUGGAUUUUAUGUUGAGCGAAAGAAAUAAGACAUAUAUUUAACUCAAAUUAUAAUUUACUUCUAUUCAGGCUGCGAUUUUUAAGAACAUCUGAAAACAGUUUAACAGCUUUUACUACCUGACUACCUGUUGUAUAAUAGUGGAACGAAAUAUUAUUCAUGCAGAGCUUUUUUUGUGGGACGUGAGUAUAAAGUUCUUUGCUGCCGUUGAAAACGUCAUCUCUCCGGAAUUCCGGUUCACUUGUACGGGGCCCGGUAUGACGACGACCGGAAGACGGAAGGGUGACUUCCGGUAGCGCGGACAAUAUUUGUACGUCCGGCAGUAUAAUAAUCGGGAACACGGCGAUCAUAUUAUUAAAUGAAAAAAAAAAAAAUACGAACUUUGAGUACUUAAUUUUUUUUCUUUUAUAUUUUUGAUUUGCAGAAAAAUAUAUAAAAUAAAUACAGAUCAGUAAAAUGACGUGUCACAAAAGUCUUGUUUGCUCAGCGAUUGCGCUGGUCACGUGUGUGGCUUUAGCGUCGGCACGACCUCAAUUGUCGCUGACUCUGCUGCCGCCACCCCAACAACUUCAACAACAACAACAACAACAACAACAACAACAACAACAACAACAACAAUUAAUCAACGCCAUAAAUCCAUCGGUAAGGACACAAGUGACGAUCGAAAAAAUACAUAUAACCUACCCACAUAUUGUUCUAAAAAUGAAAAAUCAAUUUUGAAAUUGAAAAUAUGUGAGCCACUAUAUAGAAGUUUAAAUAAUACAAAAUCCGAGUAUUGAGUGAUCCCCGUUAAAAUUUGUCUGCAUGUUACAGAUUGAUUUUUCUCUGUUAUUAAAAGAAAAGUACUAGGAAUUUCGAAAAAUAUUAGUACCAAACUCGAGCUGUAUUGACGCAAAAUUACAUUAUAAUACAAGAAUAACAUUUUUAGAGAGGAGAAGAUUAAAUUAAAGUUUGAAAAAUGAAAAUAAAAAUAUUUUAUUUAAUUAUAAUAAUAAUCUAUACAUUUGGAAAGCCUUUUAUUUAGUCAGUUGGUUAAAUAUUAUGUCGAGUGUUUUAGUAAUGAACAGUACUUACAUAUUAACGAGAGUUUUAAGACGAUUGAAUACGGUUUCCUUAUUAUUUUUGACAUUUUAACGGUUAUUUUGUACGUGCAUUGUUACAUAAAAAUUCAAAAUAUUUUUAGUAUUUAUUAUUCACUAAUGUGACAUUGUAGGGUUCAACCGCUCCUGAUGCCACAUAUGUACAAAAUAAUCACUUUGGAUAACUGACGGUAUGAAUGAUUUCUAUAGAGAUUUAUGAAGUCAGCAGCCAUGCACUAAGAGAGAAAAUUGUAUUAUUGAUUAACCCAUGAAUUAUGUGAUUUAGAGACAAUUUUUGAUUAAUUUCAAAUUGUUUUUAUAUCUUUACGUAAUUCGUGACAUAAACAAAUUUAACAUGGAUUAAUCAAUACAGUUCUUCCUCUUUUUGUACCAAUAAACUACAGAAUUACUCAUCAUAGAUUUAAUUAUUCGCUUUAUACAUCUGUGCUCAAUGUAUGCGGUGGAUAUAUCUCAGUCCUGAAGCCGAAUUUCAUAUUCAAAGAGGUAAUGGAGUAGAAUAUCGCUUAGGCAUUAAAUUGUACGUACAAAUAUGGAGUGGUGACAAAAAACCCAAAGGGGCAAUCCAUAAAUCGACUCCCCCUCUCGAUAUCUACCACUGAAAAUGCACAUGCUUUUUGACAUUAUAGGUAAAUCUGCAGCAUUGGAAAAGAACUGUCCAAAGCGAAGAAUUAGUGCAUUACGUUCUUACAUAGUUACAUCAAUAAAUUAUAAUAAAAAUAAUAACACAGCGCCCUUAUCAUUCCGUUCCACGGUGCGCGCGUUUUCUGCAAAUUAAAAAAAAAAAAAAACCUGUAAUUGCGUGUGAUAGGCAUCAGAGCAUAUCGUGUCAUUUUUCGCCGGGUUUUCGUUGCGAUGACUCCAGAAUAUAAUAUACAGCAAUACAAUUUUCAUAUAAUUCGUCGUUUAUAAGGUAAACCUAAAAUGUACAUAGUUAACUACUUACACGUUUUUAUUUAAUUUCACUUUCCGAAACUAUUUGUUUGUUUAUUUGAGUCAAAUCUUAUAUUCAUCGUCAUCUAGUCUUAAAAUUGUUUUCCGGAUUACUGUCGUAAUGCGCUUGUCCAAUACGGAAAAUCCACACCAAACUAUAAUCUACUGAAACAUCAUUGCGUCCGUUCACUCUAUUCGUAGUACAAAACAUAUGGUUUACCAAACGUAAAAAUUUAACUUCGGUAAAAGUAUUAUUAAUGUAUCAAACGAAAACAUAAUAAUGCUCCGGACAAAUAAUCGAUUUUUAUUUUAUAGUUUAUUAUAAGAUAAUAUUUUAUCUAUAGGUAUUUUACAAUUAAUAUUUGAAUGGACGAAUGCACACAGAUUUUAAUCCCGAUUGUGAUUUCUAUUUUUAUUGCAUUUUUCGCUACUUUAAGUAUUUUGUUUUCGUUCACGGUCACUCGAACGUUAAUUUUUUUAGUGACCUGUGUUAGAGGUUAAUGGUGAAAAUACGACGUUGAUCUAAAACGGUUUCCUUGGGAUAAAGUGAAGCCAAUUAUUCUAAAUAUCCGUCUGAAACACAAUUUAAAUAUGUAUUUCAUAUUAAACGGCAUCGCUACAGCAUAUUUGGAAUUAUGAUUUUGAAUGUACCAGACCUAAAAACACCUACAACACGAUGGUUUAUAGGUCAUUAUUAAUUGAUAUCUAAUCUAUAUCGAUAAAUAGGUAUUUUUGUAAUUUGUCAAGUUUAGUCGCACAUUUAGUAAUAUGGAUGACAAUGGAGUAAUAUGUCACACUACUCACACUCUGAACCAUAACACACAGACAGUCUCGCUAAACCUUAAGUUUGUAUUCUCUUGUCAGAUAAACUCCUUUAAUUUUUUCUACUUUAUCCAAUCACACUUAAUUUUAUGUCUCACAUGCUCAUGAAAGCUACCGUUCUUAAUAUCCUGAUACUUAAAACUCUUUACUUUGAGUAUUAUGAUUUAUUUUCUUUAUUACAAGUAGAUUUAAGUUUUUUAUAGAUUCUUAUUGAUUCUGAGCACAGCGACGAAUACAUUGGUUUUACUAUGAUAUAUUUUUUGAUAAUUUUUUUUCUUUUAACAACAUUUCAACCAGAAAUAUGGACACAUGAUCCCAAUUAAAAACUUUAUUGGAAAUUUCUUGAAUAAUUUUGAAUCUAGUGGAGGAAAUGAAUAGAUGAGUAGUUUUUUGUGUUUUUUUGCAGUCUUUUUAAUAAUUCAGAUGAAAAGAACAGUGUUUAUUGAUUUCAUGAAAUGCCUUUUUGACAAGGGAUAUAAUACUACUCCGCUAGUAAUAGUUUUUCGUUUUCAAUAAUUUAUUCACCAACUAUCCGCCUACAACAGUAGUUUACCCGUAAACUGUUGUCGUAUUAUUUAAUAAACAUGACCGACUGUUAUUGCGGAAAUAUUUUCUAGAUUUACCGACGUUUUCCCCCAAUUAUUUAGAAAAGUACAAUAAGGAAUGCCGAAUAAUGAUCUCCCUGAUAUUGAAAAUAUUUCUGAUUUCUGGACGAAAAAAAAAAACACUUAAACAAAUAAUUGCAAAAGCAUUUUAUUCCUCAUCACUACGUUUAGAAUCUAACAAACUGUUUAUUCGAACCGUGGUACAGAUUUUAAAUGCGAAUUCGUAUUAAAUUGAAUUCCAUUACAGACAUCACACGCUUACACACACAUACUUGUGUGCUAUUGCGAGUAUAUACGAGAUAAAAAAAAAAAUAUUCAAUUGGAAUUUAAUUAAAUUUAAAAAAAGACCUGUUAGCGUAAUGUUGACCGUGUAUCGUUAUACAAUAUCGAUCCAGCACGCCAUAACGAAUAAACUUGAUGUAGGAUAGUUAGGUAAAAUGUAAAUCUGAAAUAAUCAACAAAUAAAACAAAUAUGAGAAUAUUUAAAUUUUCAUUUUUAUAAACGUCAUUAUGCGAAUAUGUAUUUUAUCAUUUAACAGUUUUGAAAUAAUUAAACCGUCGGAAUCGUUUUAGUUUUGCAAUAUUGUUUGUUUCGUUGAUAAUUUUUAUAUAUUAUAAUCAAAACUUAGGUUUCGAAGACAUAUUUUAGGUGAUCCGAUCUUGAACAAUGUUUUCUGUUACACAAUUCGUUUCAUGUAACAGAUACUUGAAAGGUGACAUUUUUAUUUUCCGGUUAUUUCAUUAGUUUUAAUGAACAUUUGUACAUUUUACGACUUAAUAAUUAGAAUUUUAAGUAGUUCGAAAUACUAUCUAAAGAUAAUUAAUUUUCUAGAUAUUUAGUUUAAAAAGAAAAUUGUAAAGGUUAGUGUACUGUCGAUACUGUCGAAAUACCUGGUUAAUCGGUAGCAACAAUAAUAUCCGAUCAACGAAUGUUUUAUUUAUUUUUUUAAUCAUCGAUAUUAUCAAAUAAUCUGAUAUGUGUAUAUAAAAUAUAUGUCGUCUUAUAUGGUGAUAAAAGGAUUUCAUUUUCACCCGGGCCCUAUAAAAAAAGCACAAUAAUAUUUGCGUUUUACAUUUUGACUGUGAUAUACUUGAUGGUGUAUUUUCAAUUCGAAACCGGUCACCUAAUUCACUUAUCAUAAUACUUAUCAUAAUACUCGAUGCGACGCUUCAAUUAACUUAUUCAUUUUUUAUUUCUAUAUAUAUACAUUUUAGAUUCUGAGUGUAGCAAAGAAUGUAUUGGUUUUACAAAGAUGAUUAUUAUUUUUUUCUAUUCUCUUUUUCUUUUUCAUCCUGUGUACAAAAAUUCUAUCAGAAAUCUUGCUCGGAUUUAAAUGCGCGGCACCAUAUUUGGAAGGAAAUGUUGUCUAGAUGGUACUUUUGGGGGUCAUUUUUUGGUUUUCCAAACGGUUUUUAUAAUAUCUGGGAAAACCCGGAUAAAACGUAAGAAAAACGGGAAAUUCACAAAAAAAAUGUUUCUAUUAUUUUUCAAUAUUGUUAUUUAUUGUAAUUCAGUUAAAAUAUUGAUAGAGACUUGAUAUUUGGACAAAAAUCUUAUAUUUGCCUUUUCUAGAUGUGGUGAAAUUUUUAUGCCAUUUUCGGGCUAUUUAUAGACGUUUUAAUUUUGCGAGUUUUGUACGUAAUUUUUAUUCGGUAGAUACUCUAUUGUGAAAUUGUUUGACUUAACAGAAAUUAUUGAAUAUUUAACAGGAGGUUCAUUAGGACUUUUAUUUUGGUGGUCAAAAAAAAGUUUACGAGUUCAUACCCGUGUUUUGAAAAAAAAUGUUUGCACCUAUGUUUUUCCUUUAACUUAAACAGGGAAAAAACAAAUGCAUUUUAGGUGUACCUAGAUACCAAGCUAUCGCUCGCUCGGACUAUUUUAAUUUACAAAUACCCCUCGAUUUAUUAUGCAGACUUUUCUACCAGUAAUCAUGCUCUGAUAUAUCAAGUGUAGCUUAUUUUCUGAAAGGAAAUUUUAUUUCCAUGAUAAUUUAAGCAGGUCAUUUUUCGAUUUUCCAAGAGUUUUCCCCGCAAAUGUGAAAAACCAGGAAAAAACAUGGGAAAAUUGGGAAAAUCAGUAAUAACAAAUAUUAUUAAAGAAAAUAUUUAAUGCCUAUUUAAUUAUUUUACUAUAGUAUGAAAUAUAUAUUGUUUACGGUGCAUAUCAAUUGAACUGCGCUCAGAAUCGUUUUUUCGUUACAAAUGGUAUAUCGUUGCUUACAGAUAUACAUUAAAUUACCUAUAACAGUGGCUACACCCUUCUCCAUUAUCCUAUCACGUGUCUUUUUUAUUUCUAUAUUUAUUUACUAUAAAUAUUUAUGAUAUUUUGCAAUUUCCACGUAUUUUCGGUGAGAUUAAACUCGGCAUUGAAUGUUAAUUGGAACCGUUUAUUAAUUCAAUGACGUCAUUAGAGAAACGAGAGUAGAGUACAAGUAUUAGGUAUAUACCUAUAUUUAGUAUUCCCGUUAAAACAAUAUGGUAAUAUACUAAUAUUUGCCCGCAUAUUGAUAAAUUACCAAUAUUUGUCAGUCGGGAAACGCCGCGUGUUAUUUCCAUUGUUCCUGCGUGUCGCUACUAUUCAAACCCCACAAUAUUAUAUAAAUAUUAUCAGACGUGGAUUAGUAAAAAAAGGCAUGGGAUGCUACAUAAUUUUUGACCAAUUAUCAACAAUCAUUAUGAAAAAUUAUAAUAAUAAAAAAAAAUGUUUAAAAGCCUACAUACUUCGUACCAAUAGCGAGUCACUUUUAUAAGUUGCCAAGUUGGUAACGUAAGAUAUACAUGUAGGAUAAUUUAGUUUAUAUUUGUACACAGUGAUAAAUCAAUGCAAACGAAAAACGACUCUGAAAUGUCUGAAUAAACAAGUUAGGUUCCAACAAAUCUAUAUUUGAAAUUGCGUAUAGUUUUAUAACUGCGCAAUAAAUUACAUUUGUUUUUGCUUUUAACGAAUAAUUUUAACAUGAAAUAUCGAUAAAAAUAAAUCACAACAUUGCUAAAAUUGAUUGAAAUCUGCAUAAAAAUUAAAAAAAAAAAAAACGCUCGAAAAUUUCAAAUAGCGCUGGCACAAGAUUUAAAAAUAACAUCACAUCUAGAAAGUGUAUAUUAUGUAAUGCAAAAUAAUCAAUGAUAAUUGUAUUGAAUUGUUGUAAACAAUUUACCUGUAUAUAAUCUAUUUACUCGGUUAAUAUAUCUAAUAACUUCUAUUAUAUUAUCAGAGAAUUAUUGGCAGUUAGAUGACUUUCUUAUUAAAAAAUCAUAUUGAUUUUAAGUAGAUCGAUUAAGGUGAAUUUAUACCGAUUGGAGCAAAUAAAUUGUAGGCCAUUAGAUGCCGUACACCUCAGUCAUUCUGCGCCUGGAUAUUGUAUACAAUUUCAUAAUAACGUAAUUUUCUGAUUGCUCAUCUCGUACCCAUCUGUAAUAUGUUGUGCUCGAAAAUUGUUAUCGACUAAGCGUCACAUUAUUUAUACCAUAUUAAUAUUAGAAGGUUAAUUGUUACCAGCGUCUAAUAAUAUUAUUGAUAUCGAUGUUUACGAUCUAGCGAUUAACAAUCGUCGGUAUUAAACGUCGAGGAUAGAUUUCACGGCACGCCAUUGACAUAUCUCGACUUGAGCUUGACAUACAAUAGCGAUUCUGUUCUGAAAAAAGCUAUUCGUUUUACAAAUAUGUGAGCGCUAUUUUUCUCGGAAAACGUUUUUCGGUUAGUAAUAAUGAUCCGAUUUUUUCACGCGGUUUCUGAGAAGAUGCGGGAUUUUCAACUGGCAGUAUUUUAUUUCCACAAUUUUUCUAGAUUCUAACGUUUUGUUUUCGAAAAUUAAAAAAAAAUACAACAAAUUACGAUAGAUCGGUUUUUAUUUGUAUUGAGCUCAGGGUUACUUUUGGUUACAAGGGUAAAACCGUGAAUGCCCAGAUUACUUAGCUUCAGUCAGAAUUAUUUUUAAAUUACCUUGUAUAUCUAUUAUCCUAUAUUAUCUUCCAACGUCUCCCCUACAACAGUUUCCUACUAACGGUGUAUAAUUGGUAUGUCCGAAUUUAGUUUCUAUUGUAGUUGAUGUUUGUAUUGGUGUGCAAAAUUGAGUUGGAUUAUCUUGCUAAAAAGCUCAACUGUACUACGGAUUGUAACUUGGUACAUAAUAUUUUUGUUUGUUUGUGUUCUGGUGUAAAAAUCAACCGAAAUUCCUAGUAUGCCCACUUUUAAGUUAGAAUUUUACACCGAAAACGUGGUAAUUUUUUUUUAGCUAUUACUUUUGUAAUCACUAUGAUGCCAACCUUAUUAUUAUUAUCGCCUAUAUAAAUUUACGUUAAAAUGAAAAAUAAUAAUAUGUGGUUGUUCGUAUUGUCUACCGCAGAUCAACUCCAUCGGAAGGCCGACGAACCCCAUCGUGGUGGCCGCGUUUCAGCGGGAAGCACUCUUGCCACCGCAAAUGCAAAGUGUUUUCUACAAAAACCCGAAGAUUGCUGCAACCCUGGCCAAAGACAGUUGGUUCGGACCCGGCGAACAGCACGCCGUCGAUCGGGAAACGGAGAAAAUCCCGAGGGAGAAAAUCUACACGAUAUUGAAAAACGCGGGACUCUUGCCUACCCGUUAAUCCGUCGGAAAUUUAAAAAAUUAUUAUGAUACCGUUUGUCGAAAUUAUUAUAUUACCUGCCUAUUGUUUUUUUUUAUGUUUUUCUCAUUUAGCCAGACGAUGAUUUGUUUUCAUAACAGCGCUAUUAGCAAUUACUAUUAUACUCAUAGGUAUUAUACAUCGCUGUAAAUUGAACGAUAAAUAUUACGUCGUGCAUUUAGGAACUAAUAUUAUAAAAAUGUAUACGUUGUAAAUAAAAAAUAGUUGUAUAAC